AUUGACAAGGUGGAUGUACAAACAGCAAAGAGAUACAGUGAUAUACUGAGUCAGAUACAGGCGUCGAAACGCCCUUCGACAAACAUCGUCAGGGUCAGCCAACUCGAUUCAAUGAAGCUCGACGAAGAGAUCCUAGAGCUACUCAAGUCACAGUUCAUGAGGAUAUUCAUGUUCUUUAGACCAACAUUUGUACAGAACUUCCAACCAGAGAUCAACUUGAUACUCAAGUCAGUGAUAUUCAAGUUGUCUAUAUUCAAUCUUGGCACUACAUAUGGCAAUCAGUUGCAGAACUUGACGUUUAGGAAUGAAAGAGCUUUUGAUGCGACCAAGGGCUCGGACUAUAUAUCGCGACUGACACUCCAACAGAAGUGGCUGUCGGGUCUGGUCAACAUUGGUGGCGAGUGGGCAUGGGCGAGGAUCAAUCGAAAGGCGGCGAAUGAGGCGUGGGGCGAUCUGCCCGACGACAGUCUAAAGAAGCGAGUGUGGCGCAUACUCAAUCACCUGGAAACAGUGUACAAACUACUGUCCAUCCUCAACUUCCUGGCCUUCCUAUUUGACGGCAAGUACGUCACACUAGUCAACCGUAUCCUGUGCAUGCGACUAGUCUACGCCCAGCCCUCACUCAGUCGGCGCAUCUCAUUCGAGUACAUGAACAGGCAACUCGUGUGGCAUGGAUUCACCGAGUUCUUCUUGUUCAUCAUGCCAUUGAUCAACAUUGACAGGAUAAAGGGAUUCAUUUACAGGACAUUCAUUCAGAAGCCAAGCAACAUGUUCCAACAACAGAACAGGUCGCAGCAGGGAGAGGACGCAGCAUUGGCGCCACAACUGCUUGCCCCACUGGUGUUGGAGAAAUGUCCGAUAUGCUUCAACGACCCUAUAUCGGUGCCCUACAUCACCGACUGCGGUCAUCUGUUCUGCUAUUACUGUAUAAAGACCAACUGUAUGAUAGACCCUACGUUCACAUGUCCGCGCUGCAACUCUAUCGUCUCCAACAUGAAGCGAUUCACCCCCUUUGCUGAGCCAUCCUCCAACACGUCAUCUCCGCGUCUGGCCGCCAAUGGGAAUGGGAACAAU
This is a messenger RNA of Acytostelium subglobosum LB1, 1074 nucleotides long. RefSeq lists its product as hypothetical. Gene Ontology annotation, biological process: protein import into peroxisome matrix. Gene Ontology annotation, cellular component: peroxisomal membrane. Gene Ontology annotation, molecular function: zinc ion binding. The annotation marks the transcript as partial. NCBI's taxonomy places the organism in Eukaryota, Evosea, Eumycetozoa, Acytosteliales, Acytosteliaceae. The transcript has 3 exons. The record is from RefSeq and is a predicted model, not a curated record.